UGGCGGUAAUACGCGUUAAUUAGUUGCUUGCCAACCACCAUUAAAAAAAGUAGAAGAAGAAGCGAAAACCUAAGGAAACAAGGCAGAAAGAUACGCAGACCAACAAAAAACACCUUUGGACAUAGCAAAAGAAAGUAGAAGAACCGGGAAAAUUGUUCCCUGAUGAAGGAUGUUAUCUGCUGGGUUGGGUCCAACUGAAAGCAGCAAUAUGGACCCAAAGAUUUCCCUUUCAGAGGUACAAACUCUGAUUGAACAGGAGGUUCAAAAAGCAUUGGCCGACAAAGACAGAGAGGUUGAGAGUGUUAUACAACACCUUCAAGACACAUAUGAAGAAACCAGCUUUGAAAUGUCGAUUCAGAGACUAGAGAAUCGAAUCAAUGCAGUAGCCAGGAGAGCGGAGGUGGCCCUCUCCUACAUAGCAAAAAAUCAAAAACAGAGUCCUCCAUCUUCCACAGAUAAUACCAACAUCCUCAGUGAAAGCCCACAGCAUGACCAUGUUAAAGCUACGCCAGAGAAUAGAAAGGGACCAACCUAUAAAACAACAAGUGGAAGUAUUAUCAAAAUGAUGCAAACGGCAAGAAAUGCACUGAAGAGGUUCCAUGCUGACAAUGAAGGGUUGACCACUGUCUUGAAGGAUUCAGAUUUUGAGCGUACUCCACCUGUUCUAACUCCAAUGAAGCCUCUUAAACCUAGGGUAAAAAAUGAACCAUGGGGUCUGGGCCCGAGUAAUGUAGAUCCACAUGUGAAGAAGGCGCCUCCAUGUCUUACACCCUUCGACUCUUCAGAAACUCCGAUUCAGAAACCUGCUAUCACUGUAAAAAAAGAGCCUAAAAAAUUCCUGGAAAAGGACAACGAUGAUCGGAAGCUAAAACAUGCUGAGGGGCCAGUGGCUAAAAUCUCAAAAAAUGAAGAAUCAUCUCCUGUUGAUUGUAGCGGUCCUGGGCUCCAAAAGAAUGAAGGCGGAAAUCAGAUGAAGAAUGGAGAGGAUAUGUUCUUCUAUCCACCUCUUCCCACCAUGCCUUUCCCGUCCUCCCUGAACAUGGAAGCAGCAUCAUACAGUUUACCUCAGAAAGUAGUCGUAAAUUUGGCCUUUAUUAGGAACCCAACCAGGAUAUCUGUUCUCUGGAACAUUGAGGAUAAAGACCCCUUGGCCCCACCUAUGGAAAGUUACACCAUCCUCCUGACGAUGGAGACCUUUAAAGGGAGCGGCGUCUUCCUCAAAUGGGAUACUUACGAUAAACUGGAGGCCAAGGAUCUGCCCAUGUGUGCUUUGAUUAAUAAGUACAGGCGUGGACACAGGUUAUGUGCUGCUGUAGUGGGCAAAGACAUAUUUGGUCGGUAUGGACCCUAUAGUAAAGUUGCUACAGCCAUCCUGCCGGACUAAUUCAAAAAAAUGAUAUAAUGCAGAUCACAGAUUUUUUAUAUGUUAUCCUAAUAUCUCAGUGUUAAAAUAAAAACAUGUAAUUGGACUAUUACACCUGUUCUAGGAGACACAAACAAUGUUAUUAAAGGUGUAAAGGUUCUAUGUUUACUGUUUCCCUGAAUUGAAACUACAUAGGCAGUGUUUAAAAGCAAAUUGUUUUUAACAGAAUGUUAUGUAGGUUUUGUUGAAACCUGUUUUUUUGUUGUUGUUGUUUUUAAUUGUGCGUCAGAUACCAUAUUACAAGUGUUUUAACGUGUUAAAUGUAAAUUAAUAAAAUGGCUUUUACAACACACUUGGUUAAAU
Messenger RNA from Cyprinodon tularosa, 1726 nucleotides. RefSeq names its product activating transcription factor 7 interacting protein 2 (gene atf7ip2). The record is from RefSeq and is a predicted model, not a curated record. Lineage: Eukaryota; Metazoa; Chordata; Actinopteri; Cyprinodontiformes; Cyprinodontidae. Gene Ontology annotation, cellular component: nucleus; transcription regulator complex. Gene Ontology annotation, molecular function: transcription coregulator activity; protein binding. The coding region runs from base 170 to 1384 and encodes 404 amino acids. Gene Ontology annotation, biological process: regulation of DNA-templated transcription. The transcript has 14 exons.